This is a messenger RNA of Gadus macrocephalus (Pacific cod), 1942 nucleotides long. Its product is annotated as regulator of cell cycle RGCC-like. Gene Ontology annotation, biological process: regulation of cell cycle. The coding region runs from base 425 to 778 and encodes 117 amino acids. The transcript is spliced from 5 exons. The record is from RefSeq and is a predicted model, not a curated record. NCBI's taxonomy places the organism in Eukaryota, Metazoa, Chordata, Actinopteri, Gadiformes, Gadidae.
AUGACAUGACGCUUCCAUCAAACUUUGCACUAAAUAGUUGAUAUGCUACAGGAGAGCUUAGGCUAUAAUUAGCGGUUUUUAAGUUUUUAUUUAAAAGAACAUGCAAAUGACGACGUAAACGUUUUCGAAAAUGAAGCCAAAUUCUGUUGGCGGGGAAAAUGUGCGGUCACCGUCUGGUGGUGAUGAUUCCACUUCGUUGUGCAUCAGCCUCUGAUUCCAUUACGUUUUCACAUGGGGCCUCCUACAGUAGACUACUUUCAGCUCGCAUACGGAAUAUUCCGCUGACGGCAGAUAGCUCUGAUGAUCACUGCUUCUCCCUGCGAGCGACCCCUCACUCCAACCAUCAGAGAGCAGAGGAAAGUCAGCCACCUCCACUUGAACUCUGAAGAGCCGCUGCGUUGUUAUUCACUUCACAUUGUGGAGCAUGGCAACGACAAUCACCACAGACCCGGGGACGGACCUGGAAGAUGUGCUUCGUGAGUUUGACGACGUGGUGGAGGAACUCAAAGCGCCUUGCAGAAGCAGCUCUGGUGCGACCCAACAUCUCCUUGAAGAGGGGAUACGCGGCGCGUCGUGCGACUAUUACAGCAUUAGUGGCGAUAGUGGCGUCGAGGACUCGGAUUACUGCAGCGAAGCUUCUCUGGGUAACAGUUUGAACACCAGCCAAGAGGAGCUCCGCCCAGCGGGCAUCUCGCUGACAGCUAAAGCGCGGCUGGGAGACACGGUGGAUCUUCAGAGCUUCAUCGACAGCUUGGACCGGGAGCUCUCUGAGAUGUGAACGGAGAGGGGAACACAGCAGAGAGAGAGAGGGAGAGAGAGAGAGAGAGAGAGAGAGAGAGAGAGAGAGAGAGAGAGAGGUGAGAAGAGGAGGUCAUUGGGUAACACAAGCGUAGCCCCACAAUAUCUAAACAGAUCUGCAAGGUGGGGGUGAGGGUCGGGUGAGGUUGGGGUGGAGGGGGGAGGGGGUAAAGGUCCACAUAUCCCUGGUCGCCCCAGUAGGGAAAAGGUUAACGCUUAGGUAUUAAAGGGCAUGCUGUUCCCUUACGUACAUCUGCCACCGGCGCUGAACCUCUCAUCCCUCCAACGUGCUCUCUAACGCCCUCUCCCACAAGACUCCGCAGACCCCAGCAGGGUCAGAUCCAGGGAAGAGGACGGGAUCCAGGGGAGAGGGGGGAAGGAGUGAGGAGAGGGUCCAUCUGUCACAGAGCAUGAGAGGGCUGCAUCUAGAGAGUUGGGGGGCCUUGUUUGUGCCACGUUUUCAAAUUCCCUCGAAUGCCACGCCAGUAAUCCGCUUGCAAUCCUUCUGGCAAUUUCUCUUUUUUUUUUAUAAAAUGAUGAAUUCCUUUCUGUCUUGAUGCAUUUCCACCAGCUGGGCUUUAAGACCGUCUUGCAUUAUUAAGAAGGAGCCGAUGUUUAUGUUCAGAUGGCAAUGAAUUUAGUCUGAAUUUUUUGUUCAUAUUGUUUCAUAUUGUAUAGUUUGUGCAAUUGUCAAACUUUGACGCUCUCGUCACCAUCAUAUUCGACAGAAAAGUGGACAAAUUAAACAAAACAACUUUUAAUGAUAUUGCUAUUGUAUUAUUCCCUCCAUAUUACAUGUAGUUUUUAAUACUUCUUACAGCGACAGCAGUGACAGUAAUAUAUUAAAAGAUAAUCCCAAAAUAAUAAGCAUAUUUAACGUCACAUCCAUCUGUACACAGUGAAGAAAAAAAAAAGGUUAAUACUUUAAACUUGCUUGUGCUACCUGAUCACAGCUCGCAUUAAUUGAACCCCGGCCAAAGAAUACAUGAAGAAUGCGUCAUUAGUGCACACAGUCACACAAUGGUUUACAAACUCGUUUCUUUUCUUCCUUUGCAUGUAAUCUCUUUGCCAUGAAGAACCUGGACAUUUCUGUACCAUUAAUGCUGGUUUCAAUUGAACAAAAAUAAACGUCCCCGGAAUUCAA